CGGCGGCGGCUUGGGGCGGCAGCUGAGGCGGCCGAGGCGGCGGCGGGGGUCGUGGUCGCCGGCCCCGCGGCGGCCCGCUGUCAGCCCGCUCCCGUCCCGGGCCGGCGGGCGAUGGUGCGGCGGAGCGCGCGGACGCGGGCGGCGCGGCGGCGGGCAUGAGGGAGGAUGGAAGGGCAGGACGAGGUGUCGGCGCGGGAGCAGCACUUCCACAGCCAAGUGCGGGAGUCCACGAUAUGUUUCCUUCUUUUUGCCGUCCUCUACGUUGUUUCCUACUUCAUCAUUACAAGAUACAAGAGAAAAUCAGAUGAGCAAGAAGAUGAAGACGCCGUAGUCAACAGGAUUUCGCUGUGUCUGAGCACCUUCACGCUGGCCGUGUCAGCUGGGGCCGUGCUGCUCCUGCCCUUCUCCAUAGUCAGCAACGAGAUCCUGCUCUCCUUUCCUCACAACUACUACAUCCAGUGGCUAAAUGGCUCCCUGAUCCACGGUCUGUGGAAUCUUGCUUCUCUCUUUUCGAACCUAUGUUUAUUUGUGCUGAUGCCCUUUGCCUUUUUCUUCCUGGAAUCAGAAGGAUUUGCUGGACUGAAAAAGGGAAUCCGAGCCCGAAUCUUAGAGACUCUGGUCAUGCUCAUCCUCCUGGCGUUGCUGAUUCUGGGGAUAGUGUGGGUGGCCUCUGCCCUUAUAGACAACGACGCGGCCAGCAUGGAGUCACUGUAUGAUCUCUGGGAGUUCUACCUACCCUAUUUAUAUUCCUGUAUAUCUUUGAUGGGAUGUCUGUUACUUCUCUUGUGCACCCCCGUCGGCCUCUCCCGCAUGUUCACGGUGAUGGGGCGGCUGCUGGUGAAGCCCACGAUUCUUGAAGACCUGGAUGAACAAAUUUAUAUUAUCACCCUGGAGGAGGAAGCACUCCAGAGACGACUAAAUGGACUGUCUUCCUCAGUGGAAUACAAUAUAAUGGAGUUGGAACAAGAACUUGAAAAUGUGAAGACCCUUAAGACAAAAUUAGAGAGGCGGAAGAAGGCUUCAGCGUGGGAAAGAAAUUUGGUGUACCCCGCUGUCAUGGUCCUCCUCCUCAUCGAGACAUUCAUCUCGGUCCUCCUGGUGGCUUGUAACAUCCUUUGCCUGCUGGUUGACGAGACAGCCAUGCCCAAGGGGACGAGGGGCCCAGGGAUAGGAAAUGCUUCUCUCUCUGCCUUCGGUUUUGUGGGAGCUGCACUUGAAAUCAUUUUGAUUUUCUAUCUCAUGGUGUCCUCUGUCGUCGGCUUCUAUAGCCUCCGGUUUUUUGGAAACUUUAUUCCCAAGAAGGAUGACACAACUAUGACAAAGAUCAUUGGGAAUUGUGUGUCCAUCUUGGUCUUGAGCUCCGCACUGCCUGUAAUGUCAAGAACACUGGGAAUCACUAGAUUUGAUCUACUUGGAGACUUUGGAAGGUUUAAUUGGCUGGGAAAUUUCUAUAUUGUGUUAUCCUACAAUUUGCUUUUUGCUAUUGUGACAACAUUGUGUCUGGUCAGAAAAUUCACCUCUGCCGUGCGAGAAGAACUUUUCAAGGCCCUAGGGCUGCAUAAGCUCCACUUGUCAGAAGCGCCACGGGACUCAGAGGCGUCCAAGCCGUCUGCGAACGGGCAUCACAAAGCACUGUGAGGACGCGGCGCCGCCGCCGCGUCGGUGGGACGUGACUCGCGCCGACCGUGCUGACGGUUCGGGCCUGAGGGCCCGGCCGCCUCCGCGUGACGCUGCGCACCGUCCCGGGCCGCCCGGCGCCCGGGGCGGCACGUUCUUGCGGGGGCGCUGUGCUGGCGUCGGUGCUGCCGCCCCACGGGACAGUGUGUGAAGGCGACUGCGGGGCUUUCUAAGAAUUCGGUUAAAUCCCGCUACGUAUUCUAUUCAAGAUGGAGGCGGCCACGAGAACGGCACUGUUGGCGCCUGGCGGUGGCGGGAAGGCCCUGCAGACGCCGGGCUUCCGGGCGCCCCCGCUGCGGGGGGGGGGGGGGGGGGGGCAGUGCUCGCAAAUGGUGUUUCUCGCUUCCUUAAGGAAAAGAUGGAAGCGUAGUUCCGGUCUGUUUCAGAGUGACCUCGAUUGGACUUUGAGUCAAGGGAAAAAUACGAAAUUCUUUUAAAACCUGGUCGGGGGUAGGACGCCCGGAAACACCUGCCGCGGUGCAGCGCAGUGAGCCCCGCGGGACGUCGUUCCAGCCCCUGUCCUGCGCCCUCCGUGUAUGUGGUUCAGGAUUACCUCUCAUCACAGGGUUGCCGGUGUUGAAUACACUUGUGACUUAGAUUUUGCCUUAUAGGCUAUAUGGACACUCCGUUUUUAAAGCAUUUCUUCGGAUAUCCCUGGGUCCCUUGUUCUCCCGUGUCCCUUAUGAAACUACAAACGAUCUGUGGUAGAAGCCCCUCCGUCGCUGCAUUCUUCAGGCUUUGGUUACUUUUGUAUAUGCCGAUUUCAACCUCAGAUUUCUAAAAGUUACCAGUUUACCACCCAGAUGCACUGUAUCCGCAUUCAUGAUGUAAGGGUAGCUCUACAAUGUAUGGUGAUCUGAUAAUCACUCAGUUACUGAAUUGUACAUAAUUCUUGGGCCGGCUUCUUGACUUUAAGUCCACCGAAUAAAACUAUAAAAUUGCACUCUGUGUUACGUCGCACGAGGAUAGAGCACUGAGCACUGCGCCCAGUUCACGGUUCCGCAGUCUCGGUAAGCACUCGGUCCCACGCACGGUGUGCACGGCAGUAGGCUGUCUGCGUUCAGACAAAGGUAAAAGAACAUUUUUCUCGUUGUUUGGAGGAUUUUGUGAAACUUGGGCUGUAUAUAGUUGACAUAAAAAAUUUCCAUUUAGAGCCAAAAUAAUAAGAAAAAUCAAUCUGUAUGUACCUGAGUUGCACUGAGUGUAUCUCUCCUUUAUUUAUACCUCCGCAUUUCCUUCUGAGCUUCUCUGCUUGUUAAAAUGCAGCUUAGUUUUAGAACAAAAGCCCAUUUUGCGAUUCUGCACAACACGCACUAAAUACCAGCAGGGCAGCAUUGGGGGUUUCAGCGCACGAUCUGCAGAGGGGGGAAAUGAACAGAAGUGGGCUAUUUCCGCAUUCCACUGCCAGUUACACCUAUUUAAACAUUAGUUGCAAGCUUUGAUUUUUACUGAAACUCGCUUGUGGUCCGUAUUUUGAAGAGACCCGGUCAAGGAGAGGAAAAAGAAAGUUCUUUAAAUAAAAGAACAUCAGUGGUAACUUACACCGGUGUCCGGCCACAUCCAUAGGAAGUCCUGGGUAUUUGUAAGAUGUCUGAGGGUUUCUGAGUGAAACAUUAAACUUUUCAAUGUCUGUAUCAA
Hyaena hyaena (striped hyena) is the source of this 3315-nucleotide messenger RNA. RefSeq names its product limb development membrane protein 1 (gene LMBR1). Gene Ontology annotation, molecular function: transmembrane signaling receptor activity. The coding region runs from base 166 to 1638 and encodes 490 amino acids. NCBI's taxonomy places the organism in Eukaryota, Metazoa, Chordata, Mammalia, Carnivora, Hyaenidae. Gene Ontology annotation, biological process: signal transduction. The transcript is spliced from 17 exons. The record is from RefSeq and is a predicted model, not a curated record.